Toxorhynchites rutilus septentrionalis is the source of this 2358-nucleotide messenger RNA. It is a transcript of the gene Fic, whose product is annotated as protein adenylyltransferase Fic. Lineage: Eukaryota; Metazoa; Arthropoda; Insecta; Diptera; Culicidae. The transcript is spliced from 3 exons. Gene Ontology annotation, molecular function: protein binding. The record is from RefSeq and is a predicted model, not a curated record. The coding region runs from base 197 to 1678 and encodes 493 amino acids.
GUCAAAACCAUUGUUCGGAGAAAACAAAACAAUCCAAUUGCACCACGUCAAGAAUGAAUAUUUCUGUGACCAACUGGCAUUCUCUUUUCGGCGCUUACUUGUGUGUGAUACAUAAAAACUGUUUAAACAUUUGUUCGCAAGAACUGACUAUGCUUCGAGUGGCAUUUGCAUAAAAUUUCAGCUCAAAAGCAACAAAAUGUGCUCUGUUUGUGGUGAUUCAUCUUCAGGGAACUUGGUCGGUGUUCGGAGACAAUCGCGAUCAGCUGGAGGAAUUACGCCGAAGAAAUGGCGCAACCGAAUAAGUGGCUUUCACUAUUUCAUCAUUUUUAUCAGCGGCUCGUUUUGCUCUGGGCUAAUGUUUGCGCUGCUGAAUUAUGUACCGAGUUAUAGGAUCCUUCCCCAGCGGGUUGCCCCACACUAUCUUCCGGAUGGUAACUUCCUACAGAUAGCCGACGAAGUGAAAGUUCUGGAACCGUAUCUCUCCGCGAUUAGAAUUCCUGCCAGCUUCGAUGACAGUGUGAAGCGCAAUAAAAAUGAACACGACACAAAUGAGCAGGAAGCGCUCAGCUCUCUAAAGGUGGCAAUCGAAAUGAAGCAGGUGGGAAAGGAUGAUAAAGCGCUUCGGUUGUUUCAACACGCACUCGCUUUGUCACCGAAGCAUCCGGAGGUUUUGACGAAGUACGGUGAGUUUUUGGAACACAACCAGCAAGAUGUGGUACGGGCCGAUCACUUCUAUUACCAGGCGCUCACCGUGAAUCCGUCCCAUUCGGAGGCACUGGCGAAUAGGCAGCGGACAGCGCAAAUUGUCGAACAUUUGGACCAGAAAAGGUUUGAGGGUUUAGAUAAGAAGCGGAACGCCCUCUCUUCGGUCCAUGCCUCAAAUGCUGCACUGAAACGAGCCGAAAAGGAGGCGUAUAUCCAGCAUAUCUAUCAUUCGGUGGGAAUCGAGGGCAAUACGAUGAGUUUGGCGCAAACUCGGUCCAUUCUGGAGACGAAAAUGGCGGUGGACGGGAAGAGUAUCGAUGAGCAUAACGAGAUUCUUGGGCUGGAUGCGGCGAUGAAAUAUAUCAACGCUACUUUGGUGAACAAAAACGAUUUCAUCACACUGAAGGAUAUCCUGGAAAUCCACCGACGCGUUCUCGGUCACGUCGAUCCGGUUGAGGGUGGAGAGUUCCGCCGAACUCAGGUGUACGUGGGUGGACACGUUCCGCCGGGUCCAGGCGAUCUGUCGAUUCUCAUGGCUCGUUUCGAAAGUUGGCUCAAUUCGGAGCAAUCGUUUGUGAUGCAUCCGGUGAAAUACGCCGCAAUGGCUCACUACAAGCUGGUUCACAUUCAUCCCUUCAGCGAUGGCAACGGCCGGACGUCCCGGCUGCUGAUGAACACAUUGUUGAUGAGGGCUGGCUAUCCGCCGGUGAUCAUCCAGAAGCAGCAUCGUCACAAGUACUACGAUUAUCUGCAGAUCGCUAACGGGGGCGAUAUUCGGCCGUUUGUGCGAUUCAUCGCUGACUGCACGGAGCGGACGCUGGACCUGUAUCUUUGGGCUACCAGUGAAUUGUCCAAUCCGAUUCCGUUGUUGGCGCAGGAACUCAAUGGCGUGCCGUUAAUCAACAAUUUCGAACAGGAGUCUGUGUUGGAAGGUAGCGGAACGGGUGGAACAAUACGGAUAGACGUUAUUUGAUAUCUAAUUCCUUCGGUAUUGCUGAUAGCUAUAAUAGCUUUGCAAAGUAAAAAUCCUCCGCCCGUAGCGAUUAUGAUUGCGCUCUGAAAAACAGUUCCUCCACCGUAAGCACAAACCAAAAAAAACAUCUAUCAACGAAUAUAUAGAAUAUGUAGUUACAAAAAUCUGAUCCCCACGAUGUGAUCGACGUGAUGGUUGAUUUGAUUACUAUUGAUGUUCAUGUUGUUGAUUGCGAUUUUCAGGAAGCAAUGUCUACCAGAAUGAAACUUUUAACCGUUACUUAUAGGAAGUUAUUAAUAGUUGUGUAAUAUAUGUUGUAAAUACGAUAGGUAAUUUUAUAAAAUUCUAGUGUUUGAUAUUAAUAACAAUUGUAAUAAUUUAUUCGAGUGCCGCGUAAUGAGUUGAAUAUUUUUAUUGCGCACAAGCCGAGCUCAGAAACAUACCAAUAUGCAUACCGUUUUAAGAUAAUUUCAUUCUGCACGAGUCGGUUUUUGCAUUGUUAUCUAUAAUUAAGGUAUUUUUACUGAUAACGCUUGAAGUGUACUUGUUUAUCUGCGAUUAUCUAAUUGAUUUCAAAACAUACAAAUUUAUUUAUCACCUUUAAACGUAGACCGAUAAUCAACGUAUAUUUGACCCUGUGAUUGUAACACGACGCAAACUUUUGCGAAGGUAUUUCUUCA